Caenorhabditis sp. 36 PRJEB53466 is the source of this 2059-nucleotide messenger RNA. The record is from the annotation of a GenBank genome assembly. Lineage: Eukaryota; Metazoa; Nematoda; Chromadorea; Rhabditida; Rhabditidae.
AUGGCGACGGCGAAAAUUCACUUCAAACCACUUUUUGACGAGGUAAACUGUUUGCUCCAACUUUGAACGCUUGUAUCUCAGUCAAUUUUGACGAUUUUCGGAACAUUAAAAAACGAUUUUAUAGACAAUUUUAUGGGCUAUAACUUUGUAGUAGAACGCUUUUGACGAGCCUGCUUGUCCGCCGAGAUAUUGUUGUUUUCCGUACGCGUUUCUUGUGACGCGCCGUCGGCGGCAAAUGGCUCUUAUCUUGGGACACAGGCAGAAUCAUCAAAAACUGUCAAAGGAAAAGUUAAAGCUCAUGAAAUUAUCUAUAAUUUUCUUUUUUUACUUUCAAAAAAUAUUCAAAAUUGACCGAGAAACACACGGUCAAAGUUGGUCUUCCUCAACUCCACAGGGCAUAAAUAGUUAACCGACAAUAUCUCGGCGUAUAUAUGCAAAAUCAUGAAAACUCAUCAACUACAAACUUGUAGCAAAUGUCUUGAUCUACAACUUUGUAGUUGAUCAUUUUUCUCUAUCACGCCUACGCGUUCUGAUAUUGUCAAUUAUAGGUCAUUGCCGCAGAGGCCUUGGAAAAAGCAUUGAGAAACAAGGAGAAGCUGAAGGUUCUCGAGAUUCUCGUCUCGGUUAACAAUACCCAGCGACAAAUGGUAUCAAAUCUUCAUUUUUACCCGUGCUAACAGUUCACAUUUUUCAGAUCCGUACCCCGUACAAAACCCGCUACGGAAAGGACCUCGAGGAAGAGAUCAAGAAGGCGUUCUCUGGCGAUUUCGAGGAUUUUCUCGUUGCUCUUCUACAAACUCCCACUAAAUUGGACGUUACCGAGUUGAACAGAGCCGUGAAGGGAUUGGGAACCAACGAGAAGAACCUGAUCGAGAUUCUGACCACCCGGACCAACGAGGAGAUCGAGGCGGCCAAGUGAGUGUGGUCCCAGCGGAUCCAUAUAGUUCCAAGUCUGUUUCAUGCGAAAACUCGACAAUUGGUACAUCAAUUUUGCGAUUGACAACUUUUCCGUACACACCUUCCCAGGAAUACUGUAGUUUUUGGAAGUUUGGGCUCGUUCUGCAUGCCUUCAAAGUGCAGCAACUUCACGGCAUUACAGUACGCUUGGCAGUGAUUGCACAAAAAAGUUGUCAACGGCAAAAAUAAAGUGUCAGAGUUGUACUUUAUUUUUGUAGUUGACAACUUUUUUGUAGACACCUUCCCAGGAGUACUGUAGCUCUUGGAAGUUUGGGCUCUUUCAAAUCCGUACAGUACCAAUCUUUUCACGAGUUUAGGAUGUGUUCUGAAGCAAAUAGUGGCCCAUUUCCAACGGAAAAAAUGCGCGAAUUUUCAGAAACACGUACUUCAUGACGUACCAAAAGUCACUGGAAGACGCGGUGUCGGCGGACACCUCCGGCGACUUUAAACGUCUUCUCAUCGUGAUUCUGCAGGCGAAACGCGACGAGUCCGGCUUCGAGGACACGUUCAAAGUGGCGACGCACGCGGGCGCCAUUCUGAAGAGCGUCGAGAAGAAGGGCGGCGUCGACAAGUUCGACGCGUUCAAGACGUUUGCGACGGCGAGCGGACGACACAUUCAGAAGGUGAUCGAGGAGAUCGAGAGGCAGUCGGGCAAGGAGUUCGGCAAACUUGUCGAGAAGGAAUUGAGCGGCGACUUCAAGAACCUCGUGCUCGCCCUCAUCGAGACGUCGACGAAUCGGCCGAGGUUCCUGGCGAGCGCGGUGCACGCGGCCACCAAGGUUCCAAACAGUGGUCUCUUACUCACAAACCGACAAUUGUACUCUACAUUUUCAGGGAAUCGGCACUCGCGACAAGGAUCUCAUCCGCAUUCUUGUCUCCCGUUCCGAGCAAGAUCUCGUGCUCAUCGAGUACGAAUUCCAGACGCUUUUCGGCAAAUCAUUGCUUCAGGUCAGUCCCCCGCCCCCCGCUUCCAAAAAUAUCAUCCAUUUCUCCCAUGUUUAUUUUGCAAUGUUGAACGGAAUUGCAGCUAAUCAAGGAAGAGUGCAAGGCCGAAUACCGCGACGGUCUCACGCUUUUGGUGAAGGGCAACACGAGAGCGUAG